AUGAAUAAUAAUAAUAGUAGUAGUAGUAACAACAGGCUACUGAUAUUGAUGAUAGUUACACUACUCUGUUGUCAUUAUCAUAUUUCACUAUCAAAUGCACAACAAACUAUUCCAGAUGAUGAACGUAUACAAUAUGGAAUGACAGUACCACAGAAUCAGUCUCUAUGUCUGGACCAGGGAUCAAAUAAAGAUAACUUUUUUUGUUCAAACAAGACAUUAGAUGGACAAUAUCGUAUUGUUGAAAUUAGACCUGGGGUUACCAAUCAAUCAAUCAAUAUCCUAGAGUUGCUCAAAUCCUCCAAAAGUUUGGAUGUCAUUGACUUGCGCAAUGAUCGAUCAAUCACCUGGAUUCCAAACGAUUUUAAUAACUUUCCAAAUCUUUCUAAUGUGAUGUUUAUCCUUGUCCAACCAUUAAUUGUACCUCUAUCCUUUCUAAACAACUCUAUCAACCUUAAAUUAAUAGAUUUUGUAUUUCCAGUUUCAUCUAUUUCAAUUGACGAUUCCCUCUACUUUCCCUCACUCCAACGUUAUUCUUUUGAUUCCGCUUGUACCUAUGGAUCGCAUCAUAUCAAUGUAACCUCUAAAUCAUUUCCAAAACUUAAAUAUUUUAAUUCAUUUUACAAAGAUUGUUCAAAACCAUACCCAAUUAUAAGUUCAGGAAAUUAUAAUUCAACAAACAACAAGUAUGUUCAAUUGAAUGGUGAUUUUGGUCCAUCAUCCAACCGCCAAAAUCUAUCGAUCAUGAUUAAUAGUACAAUCAAGUGUGUUGUUGGAUCAGUAUCUCAAUUCCAGAUCAAUUGCACACUUGAUCAACAGCCAUUAUUUGGAUUGGCAUCAGUUCAACUUCAAUUUAAUGAUUUAAAUACAUUGGCAAGAGAUUUAUUAAAUCUUCAAUCACAACAACCAUCACAACCAUCAUCAAAAUCAGAAUGUGAAACUAUUACAUUUAAAUACAUCAAUACAACAGUCGCACCAAAUACAACAGAUCCAACAGUAUCAUUUGAUUUUGAUGGAGUCGAUUUUCUAUUUGAAAUUGUAUCGGUUCAGGAAUUGGAUUUGGAUGGUAAUAUUGUCAAAGAAAUAUUUAUUUCCAAUUACACUUGGAAUGUAAAUGCAUCCACUAUCAAUAAUCACACAACCAAUAUCAACUACCAAUUGAAUACUUCAUCAUCGCUCAGCAAUAAUUCAUACCAACCAGCUCAAGUACAAUCAACGAUAUCAUUCUCGACACAACCAAGAACGGUUGAAUUUGGAGGCAAACAAUUAUUGAUGAAUGCCAACUCUAUCAAACUAGAGGUCAAUAUCAGCAAGUGGCAGUAUUCAUCAAAUCUGGCAACACUUCGAGUUGUAUUUAAAACAUUGAUCAACAACAACCAAUCGAUUGAAUAUGAUUGUAUCAACAAGGAUAUUGAAUCAUUCAGUUAUGAUUCAUUGUCAUCGUUGCAAUAUCUCAGAGUGGUCAAAGAUGGUAUCCAAUUCAACGGUCGAUUCAUUGAUGUUGCAAUGUCUGAUGGAAGACCAACCUACUCACCAACUCAACUCAUAUCAUCGACUAGAAUCAAUGACCAACAAUCGAUUGUAAUGAUUGGAAUUGUAUUUCCCCAAUGCCAAUCAUGUAUACUCGACCCAGAUUUCAGUGCAUUAAUUGUGGAUACCAGCAACAAUAGUCAUCACACAUGUGACAAUGAUGAUCCUAACAACCAAUGGAAGAUGAUUACUGGAAUAGUGGUUGGAGUAGUUGGAGCUGUGGCUCUAUCAAUCGUUACCCUUUAUGGUAUCAAGAGAUUUAAAAGAUACUUGGUACUACGUCGUAAAUCAAUCGCCAUGUCAAAAAUAGACAAAUAA
Messenger RNA from Cavenderia fasciculata, 1845 nucleotides. RefSeq lists its product as uncharacterized. The coding region runs from base 1 to 1845 and encodes 614 amino acids. The transcript has 6 exons. The record is from RefSeq and is a predicted model, not a curated record. NCBI's taxonomy places the organism in Eukaryota, Evosea, Eumycetozoa, Acytosteliales, Cavenderiaceae.